Molecule: messenger RNA, 2191 nt
Organism: Plasmodium gaboni
Lineage: Eukaryota; Apicomplexa; Aconoidasida; Haemosporida; Plasmodiidae
Exons: 1
Source: RefSeq, a predicted model, not a curated record
AUGGAAGAUACAAUUAUGAACCCUAAUAUGGAAGAUGUAAUUACAUUUACAAAUUAUGUAGACAAUAAAGUAGAACGGAAUGAAGAUAAAGAAGUUGUAAAUGAACAUAAAGAUUAUGUAGACAAAUUAUAUGAUGACAAAUUAUAUGAUGACAAAUUAUAUGAUGACAAAUUACAUGUAGACAAUAAAUUUCUUAACCAAAUGAAUGAAUAUAAAGACAUGGAUGAUAUGUCAAAUAAAAUGAUCUCAGAUAUAAACAAUGAAACACAUAUGAAUCAUUUAAAUAAUCUUGUUGAAAAAAAAGUUGAAUCUUCUCUAAAUAGUUUCGAUCAAACAGAUCUUGAGCAACAUUUUAAAAUAUAUAAAUGUUAUUCAGAUAAGGAAGAAUUAUAUUCAUUAGACUAUAAAAGUAUAGAAGGUAAAGAAAUACAAUCAGAGGGGCACAUAAAAAGGUUGAAUGAUGAUAAAGAUAAUAAUGUAAAAGUGGACAAUAAAACAAAUGAACAUGUUCAGGUAGAUGUCAGGAGCGAAGAGGAAAUAAAAAAAGGAAUAUUAAAUGAAAAGCAUAAGGAUAUACAAAAAAAAAUAAAUGAGGAUAUACAAACAUAUGUUCAUAAAAUAAAAGAAAGAAAUACAGAUACAAAUAAUAAGAAGAAAAAAUACACUGAAAAUAUAAAGGAUGAUAACAUAAAUAAAAAAAAUAAAAUCUUGAAUAUAAACAAAGAGUGUGAAGAAAGUAUGUCUAUAGAUAAUAGUAAUAUAUAUGUACUUAUUAAUAAAGAUGAUGAUAAUACAGAUGAUACUCCAAAAAAAACUCAAAGGAAUAUUAAGAAUGUAUGUAUAUCUGAAAAUAAGGAAAAGAAUAUGAAUUGUUUAUAUUUUAAUAAUGACAAUAAUAAUGAAAUAUUAAGUACUACAAAUUGUAUAUAUAGUGAGACAAGCAUUUUGAAUAUUUUAUCAGAAUAUUUUGUAAAUAAAAAUGAAGAAGCAAAAAGUAAUAAACCAUAUGAACCUCAUAAAGAAAAAAAAGAGGAUGAUAAAGAUAAAGAAAUUAUAAAUGUAUGUCAUGAGGAAGACAAAAAUGAUGAUAUAGAAAAAAUAAAUAAUGAUAAUAAAAAUAUUAAUAAUUAUGAUAAUAUCAAAGAUUAUGAAUCAGAAUAUCAACAAUGUAACAAAAUAAAUACAUUAAUCUCUAUAUCUAAAACAUUUCCAAAUAAUAAUAUAACAAAUGAUAUUAAUGAAAUGAAAAAUAUAUCGAGUGACAAAUAUAAAGAUAAUGAUACAAACAUAAUUAAUUGUUAUGAUAAGAAUUUAAAGAAGGCUACAACAUGUAGAUUAAAAAAAUAUAGGGAUAGAACUAGACAACAUAAAAUAACAAGACGUGUUGAAAAGAAUAUGUUAGUUGAUAAGAAUAAAAAUGAUGAUACUCAUAAUUAUAAAGAAAGAGGAAGAAAAAAAAAAUAUGGCACACAUAAAACAUUGAAGAAUUUACAUUUAAUCAAACAAAAGGUACAAAAAAUUAGAAAUAAAAAAGAAAAAGAAAAGAAAAAAAAAAAUGUUAACAAUAUUGGAUUAAUUAAAAAAAAAACAUAUGUAAAGAAAUAUAAGGAAAAACAAAUAAAAGUAAGUAAUAAAAAAGAUGAAAAAAAUUAUUUUAUCAAUAAAAAGUUUCAAAAAAUUUUAAACGAAAUAAAUAAACAAAAUAAAAUCAAAAAUAAAAUACAAGAUAGUCAUCGAAUACAUAAUGUAUCAACAAAUAAAGAAAUGGAAAUUGAUAAUGUGCAUGUUCUUAUAUCAAAAAGGGAAUGUCAUUUUGUUACCUUAGAUUCUAUGCAAAACAAAAAUUGGAACAAGAAAAAAAAAAAUAACAACAAAAUAAAUAAUAAAAUAAAUAAAAAAAAUAAUAAAAUAAAUAACAACAACAACAAUAAUAAUAAUAAUAAGAAUAAUAAUGUCAACAUAAAGAAAGCUACAAGAAAAAAUGCAAAGACUAAAGUCAACAAGAAAAAUAAAGCCUCUAUAAAAAAUAAAACAACUUCAAAAAUAAAAGGUGUAAAAAAUAAAAAAACUAUCAAAAAAAAAAUCGAAAAAAAUAAAAAAAAAACGAUCAAAAAAAAAAUCGAAAAAAAUAAAAAAAAAACGAUCAAAAAAAAAAUCGAAAAAAAAAAAAAAAAAACGAUCAAAAAAAAAA